UAUUUUUUUUCUUUAACAUCUCGAAAAACCUCUCCUAUAAAAUCCCUACACACCCAUCUCAAUAUCUCAUCAUAAUAUAACAGAAACUAUUCAAAGAAACAACCUUAUUAGUGCUGAAAACACAAGCAUUUUCUUCAAGUAUCUAAGCAAACAUGGCUAAGUCCAUGAACUACUUAAUUGUUCUUACUCUCCUAGCACUUCUCCCUCUAUGUUUCUCUUACAAAACACAGAGUGGAUAUUAUCUUUACCCUCAAUUUUACGACCACUCGUGCCCACAAGUGCAACAAAUCGUCAAGUCUGUUGUUGCGCAGGCGGUUUCUAGGGAUCGAAGAAUGGCUGCUUCCUUGCUUAGGCUCCACUUCCAUGACUGCUUUGUUAAGGGAUGUGAUGCCUCAUUGUUGCUAGACAACAGUGGAAGCAUAGUCUCGGAGAAGGGUUCCAACACUAACAGGAACUCAGCUCGAGGGUUCGAGGUCAUCGAUGAGAUCAAGGCAGCAGUAGAGAAAGCAUGCCCCCAUACUGUUUCUUGUGCUGAUAUCCUAGCUUUAGCUGCCAGAGAUUCAACUGUUAUUGCUGGUGGACCGAACUGGGAAGUACCCGUAGGAAGAAGGGAUGCUAGAGGAGCAAGUUUGAACGGAUCAAACAACGACAUUCCUGCUCCUAACAACACAUUUAACACCAUACUUACCAAGUUUAAACGUCAAGGCCUUGAUCUUGUUGACCUUGUUGCUCUCUCAGGUGCUCACACAAUCGGUAACUCAAGGUGUGUUAGUUUCAGACAAAGACUCUACAACCAGAACAGGAACGGGCAACCAGACUUCACCCUAGACCAAGCAUAUGCUUCAAAGUUGCGCAACCAGUGUCCGCGAUCUGGUGGUGAUCAAAACUUGUUCUUCUUAGACUAUGUGUCACCCUUCAACUUUGAUAACAGCUACUACAAGAACAUCUUAUCUUACAAGGGACUGUUGAACUCUGACCAAGUUUUAUUAACCAAAAAUCAUGCAUCAAUGCAACUAGUGAAGCAAUAUGCUGAGAAUAUGGAGCUCUUCUUUGAUCAUUUUGCUAAGUCCAUGGUUAAUAUGGGUAACAUCUCUCCAUUGACAGGGGAAAGAGGUGAGAUCAGGCAAAACUGCAGAAGGAUUAAUAACUACUAAUAAGAACCUUUUUAUUUUCUGUAUUUUGUGGCUUCAUGUAAUUUUUUUUCUUCUUUUCUCAUUACUUAAGAAAUUUCAUAUAUUGAGUGUUUAAAGCUGCCUAUGGCAAGAUUUGAGAGAUAUUUAUAUAUCAGAUUUUCCAGGUGAAAUAAAGUACUACUUCAUUGCUAAA
This is a messenger RNA of Beta vulgaris subsp. vulgaris (sugar beet), 1326 nucleotides long. RefSeq names its product peroxidase 72. Gene Ontology annotation, molecular function: heme binding; peroxidase activity. The transcript has 4 exons. NCBI's taxonomy places the organism in Eukaryota, Viridiplantae, Streptophyta, Magnoliopsida, Caryophyllales, Amaranthaceae. Gene Ontology annotation, biological process: response to oxidative stress; hydrogen peroxide catabolic process. The record is from RefSeq and is a predicted model, not a curated record. The coding region runs from base 153 to 1154 and encodes 333 amino acids.